Alosa alosa (allis shad) is the source of this 3576-nucleotide messenger RNA. It is a transcript of the gene midn, whose product is annotated as midnolin. The record is from RefSeq and is a predicted model, not a curated record. Gene Ontology annotation, molecular function: protein binding. NCBI's taxonomy places the organism in Eukaryota, Metazoa, Chordata, Actinopteri, Clupeiformes, Clupeidae. Bases 505 to 2319 code for a protein of 604 amino acids. Gene Ontology annotation, cellular component: nucleus. The transcript has 8 exons.
AAAAGCGUAUGUUUCAUUUGCUGACUGUUAAGGUCGUUUGACUACGCCGCAUAUUUAGUCUUUUACUCCGUUUGUUAUCGUUCCGCGGAUCUUGACAGACAAAAUGCAACAUAGCCCAAUCUUAUGGGGCACAUGUAUACCUACAGUCUUUGCCAAAUGUAAACAGAACCACUGAAGAAAGGUGCUGUGUAACCCGGGCAGCUGGACGUGAUCUGCCACCUUAAAUCAGAUGCUGACCGCGCAAGAAACGUAUUCUCCGCCUACUAUGAAGGGAGCUUAGUUAAGAGUUGUGUCACCUACAGCUUUGCGAUUAGAGUGCGUCAAAGAUCCUCACGCGCGCGUCAUGUUAAAGAAUAUGGACUAAUUUGGACUUUGACCAAUUGCAGUUGCGCCUGAGUUGAAGUAUUGCCGAAGCACCGAAGGAUUCAUUGAGAGAUACAUCCCCGCACACAUCUGUGGAUAUACUGUCACAUUUGGAUACAUUUUGUUAACAGUUUAACUUAUAUGCCAAAACUGGCUGGACCUUGGAGAGAAUCACAAACUUUGUCGCGAGGCGUUAAGGUUUUCGCAACAAUUAUUGGCUAUCGAAUGGACCAGCAUCCAAGUGCCCGGAGCUGUACCAGCCGCGGAGCUCCGUCUUGCGAGGCCGUUCCCAGUGAGCCCUCCAUGAAUUUGUACAUCCAUUCUACUACCGGCACCCGCUUCGAGCUCUCCCUUCCACUGGAGGAGACGGUAGAGGGUUUGAAGAGAAGAUUGUCCCAAAGACUUAAAGUUCCUAAAGAAAGACUCGCACUGCUACACAAAGAAACGCGGCUGAGCACAGGAAAACUCCAAGACCUGGGUAUCACUGAUGGGAGCAAGUUAACACUUGUCCCCACCGUCGAAGCAGGCUUAAUGUCUCAAGCAUCCAGACCAGAGCAGUCAGUAAUGCAAGCUUUGGAGAGUUUAACAGAAACUCAGGUCAGCGACUUCCUGUCCGGCCGCUCCCCUCUGACCUUGGCCCUGCGCGUGGGCGACCAUAUGAUGUUCGUCCAGCUGCAGUUGGCGGCGCAACACUCGGGUGGGCAGCAGCUGCAGCACCGGCACCUCAUUUCCCGCGGCGGGCAGGACACCACCGCUGGGGCCAGCAGCAGCACCAACACCACCACCACUACCAGCAGCAGCAGCGGAGUCCCCCGAACCUCGCACCACCACCCCCACCCCCACCCUCACCCCCACCCCCAUCCACACACCCAUGCCCAUCCACAUGCCCAUGCGCAUGCCCACACCCACGCCAACGGCCAUGCCCACGGUCACACCCAUGCCCACUCUCACCACAUCCACUCUCACCCGGCACCCCCCAGCCCACCGGCCUUCACCCCCUCUGCGCCCAUGCAGUCGCCGGCCUCCAUGUACCCCCACGGCCACCCGGCCUCGGCCUCCACGGGCCACUGCAGUCCUCAGGCCCAUGGCCAUGCCCAUGCCCAGGCUCGCUCCUCUCCACUGACCCCCAGCCUCCUGCGCUCCCACCAGGCCGCCUCUGCCUCUGCCGGCUCCAGCAACCCAACCCCCACCCUAACCCCCACCCCCAGCCCAAGCUCCAGCCCUGCAGCCCCUUGCCCAGAGGCCAACUGCACAGCGAAGAGCCCCAGCGGUAGCAGCUCUGUGGCCUCGGCGCGCUCUCGGAAGCCUGGAGCCAUCAUUGAGAGCUUCGUCAACCAUGCUCCCGGGGUUUUCUCUGGGACAUUUUCAGGCACUUUGCAUCCUAACUGUCAGGACAGCACUGGACGUCCCCGGCGGGACAUCGGCACAAUCCUGCAGAUCCUCAACGACCUCCUCAGCGCCACGCGCCACUACCAGGGUAUGCCCCCCUCCCUCACCCAGCUGCGCUACCAGACCCAGUGCACUCCGGGCUCGCCGUCACCCCCGCCCUCGCCCUCGCCAUCGCCCACGUCACCGACCCCAGCGGUCAGCCUCGCGCCCGGCCUCUCGGCUACCUCGGUGCCCAGCGCCAGCCCGGCCAGCCUCCACCCGCUGGUGCAGUGCCAGAGCCAGAUCCGCAUGUGCAAGACUCCUGGCGAGCGUAUCCGUCAGACGGAGAACCGGGCGACGCGCUGCAAGGUGGAGCGCCUGCAGCUGCUCAUGCAGCAGAAGCGGCUGCGCCGGAAGGCCCGGCGGGACUCGCGCGCUCCCUACCACUGGCUGCCCAACCGUAAGUCCGGCCGCAGCAACAGCAACAGCAGCAUGUCCAGCGAGGGCUCCCUGGACCUGGACUUCGAGGACUCGGUGUGGAAACCUGACGUCAAGGCUGACAUGAAGACGGAGUACGUUAUGGCGUAGAGCGGAGGAGAGUGGAGGAAACGCGUGAGGAAAGGAUACGGAGAGGUGUUUGCUGAUGAGAGGAUGUGGACUUGAGGUGGCAUAGAAACGACGAGGAAGAGGAGGAGAUGAGGAACACUUCUCCUUGUGUCUAAAGACUUGUUUGGCACUCAAAAGUGUUUUGCUUUUGUUGACUUCUGUGGGGACAUAAAAAAAGAAAUAAACACAAGAAUAACGUUUUGGGACAAAGACAGGACACCUGUGUUUUGAGCAUACAAAUGCUUGCUGUCCUAAGACGAAAAAGACGGGAAAAAAAAACUAAGCAUAGCAGACUUGGUGUAUUUUCUUUUUGUGUCUCUUUUUUGUUUGUUUGAUUGUUUGUUUUCUAGCUUUCCAAGGAGAACUCUGGAUGGAGAUUCAAACUGCUAAACUGGACUCUCAGUGUACUGAACAGACAAAAAAAGAUGCAGAUCUCAAUCCUGCUGUCGUACAGAAUGGGCAUUUGCAGUCUCCAGAUCACCAACCAGAGUUGUGUUAUUUCUUAGAGUUUUUUUUUUCCUUUUUGUUUUCAUUUUCAGAACGUAUUUUUUCUAAGGAAAUAUGUAGCAUUGUUCACAAAGCAUUCAGGUUUUUUCGUACAGUUGAAAGGUAUUUUAUUUGCACAUAUCUAUGAUUUCGUUUUGGUGGCUGGUUGGAAGCGUGGAAGGUGUGGAAUGGAGCCUCCAGUGGCCACGACUUCAGAGGACAAACAGAACAGACCCAAGGAAAUGCAUGUUUCCCAUCUAAAACAAGUGGAUCUCAAAAAGAAACCCCAGCAACAGCUCAUAAAUAGGAACACAAUUUAUAAUUAAAGAAUAAUAAAUAAAAGAGAUAAAAGUCAUGCCGAGGGUUGUAAAAUCAAUGCCUUUGAAUAUAUAUAUAAAGAAAGAAAAUCGUCUAUUUUUGUUUCACUUUUUUAUCUGCUGUUUUCAAAAAACAGUUUCCCAAAAUGGCUUGGCUCAAGUCCUGGAAAAAAAUUGAUUUCUACAGUACUGUAAUUUAUGUUUUCUCUAGGUCACUUGUUUAACCAUUCAUUCAUUUACUCAUUGAAGAGAUCAUGUCCACAAAUAUGUCUCUUAUUUCUUACUGUAAAGUCACAACCUCUGUAAACCUUGGUAGGAGUUUUUUGUCUUAUUUUUAAUCAGCUGAGUGGAGUGGGUGUAUGUGGUUUGUAUUUUGUUUGCGUGCAUGUGGGUGUAUGCAUUUUUGUGGAUGACCGAGUAAAUGAACUCAAGUGUG